Diaporthe amygdali is the source of this 546-nucleotide messenger RNA. RefSeq lists its product as uncharacterized. The record is from RefSeq and is a predicted model, not a curated record. The transcript is spliced from 4 exons. The coding region runs from base 1 to 546 and encodes 181 amino acids. NCBI's taxonomy places the organism in Eukaryota, Fungi, Ascomycota, Sordariomycetes, Diaporthales, Diaporthaceae. Gene Ontology annotation, biological process: mycotoxin biosynthetic process.
AUGUAUGAGCACGAUACCCAUUCAGUUGAGGAGACAAGCCUGUUUCUAGGCAGGACAGACAAUGAAAUUCUCGGAAGUCGCGGCGGCCAAGCACAUUCUAGGAAGUGCACUGAGUACUGUUUUACGACACUCUGGCUUUCUAACGCCGCCCUCCUAUGCACAUGCGUCUUGCUCAGUUUUCACAUUUUAUGGGCCUCGCCUUCAGGUCGCGCGUCGAACUGCCAGAGCCAAAUCGCAGACACAUACUCACCUGCCAACGAUGCCAUCGAAUACGAAUACAGACAAAUAUUCAACGACAGCCGGUUCCUGGGCCCGCCUCGACCCGAAUGGGACGCCCUAAUGGAGUCGAUAAUGUCUGGGACUCUGAUACGCAUCUCUGAAGAUGAACUCAUGAUGCAUGGCUCCGAUUCCAUACCGCUCAAAGACGGCGGAUACGCUGCUGGCCUCGGGGUGGCACAUAGCCUACAUUGCGUGCGACGCAUUUCUUCAUACCCAGAUACACGCAGGUCGGUGCAAACUCCAGAAUUUGUUCCUUCGUUUGUCUGA